Molecule: messenger RNA, 772 nt
Organism: Aspergillus steynii IBT 23096
Lineage: Eukaryota; Fungi; Ascomycota; Eurotiomycetes; Eurotiales; Aspergillaceae
Exons: 1
Coding region: 249-695 (148 amino acids)
Source: RefSeq, a predicted model, not a curated record
UCUCCCUCCUCCCCUUCCUUUCUUCUUCCUCCAAUCUCCCCUCCAGACGUACGAUGAUCCAACAGUUGACCUCUUUGCUCGAUUGUCACUCGUGCUUGCACACCUUCCCUCGCGUCCAUUCCCCGGCCGGGAAAGGUCUGCCGCUGUGAAGUGCUGUUGACUCGCCUAUUCCAAUUCCUACCCCUACCAAUCGGAGGUUAAACCUUAAUCAUUCGGACUAUAUCGAUUCUCGCCUCGUCGACUUCAACAUGAGUCUCCGUCAGAAAGUCCGUCGAGUGUUCCAGCGCACUGGAAGCCGGUCCAAAUCCAAGGACAAUGGCAUCAAGAUCGAGUACUACAAACGCCAUGAGAUCCCCCGGUCCAAGUUCAAGGGCCCGUUUGAUCGGGAACACCAAAAGAAACUGGCGGCAUGGUCGUUCGAAGACGCCCAGGCUGAACGCCCCCGUUCUCUCGACCUCUCGUUGUCCCCUUGUACCACCCUGCCGGACCAUCUGCAACCACGCUGUAACGACGACGACGAUGUGGCUCCCGAUCAGAUCGUCACCCCGGCGCCAGAGGUGACCGUAACUGAUGGUAUGUGGGACCUGGUUGUCAAUGACGACCUUCCAUUCCCGACUCGCCAUUCUUUCGAUCGCGAUGAAUCGAUGAGUGACAGCGAUCUAACCAUCCAUAGAUUCGGCCAUCGCGACUCAUGACGAAUACGCCCACGAUCGAGACACCGACUCGGGCUCGUCCUCGUCCACCGCCGUCGACUCCGACAGCUACAGCGCCU